Molecule: messenger RNA, 351 nt
Organism: Symbiodinium sp. CCMP2592
Lineage: Eukaryota; Dinophyceae; Suessiales; Symbiodiniaceae
Source: the annotation of a GenBank genome assembly
AUGGUCCGACGCUACGAGCGGCUGCGACACCUCAGCGUAGGCCGUUUCGGCGUGUCGCUGCUCAUCAAAGAUGUGGAGUCCGACACGCUGGCGAUGAUGAAGACCAUCGACGUCGCCGCGCUAAAUGGCGCGGAGCGGUCCGAGCUCCUCCGCGAACUCCGAGGCUUGACGAAACUGCGUCAUCCCUACCUGCUUCCGAUGCGGGAGUCCUUUCUGCACCAAGGGCGGCUCUGCCUGAUCAUGGACUAUCUGCCUCGAGGCAGCUUAGCGGCCGAGGUGGAUGCGGCGCGCAGUUUCGGGACCCAGAUUGCUCCGGAGAAGGUCUUGCACACUUUUGUGCAGGUCUUGUAG